Messenger RNA from Olea europaea var. sylvestris, 1282 nucleotides. RefSeq lists its product as uncharacterized. The record is from RefSeq and is a predicted model, not a curated record. The transcript is spliced from 9 exons. Bases 142 to 1029 code for a protein of 295 amino acids. Lineage: Eukaryota; Viridiplantae; Streptophyta; Magnoliopsida; Lamiales; Oleaceae.
UUGAAAUUUUGAUGUUGAUCUGAAAUCUACAACUAUAAGCAGUCCCCAAUUCCCAUUUUCUCUGGUUUCUCACCCACAUUAUUUUCAAGUUCUGGCUGAAACAAGCCGUUUAUCCUAAACUCUAUAACCCUUUCACAUCCAAUGUCUCUCCUACACUCCACUACACCAAAUCUUCAAGUAUUACUUCAUUCUCAUCCACCAAUUUCAAGCCAAUCAAAUCAUUAUUCUACAUUCCUAAGUGCCAAACAUCAAAUUUAUACCCAGUUUCCGUAUAAGCUAUACUCACAUGUUACUACAGCCAGAACCAGGAAUUUGCGAAGUACAGUUAAAAUUAGCAAAUUUGACACCGAUGAUGGCGAUGAUUACGAGGAUGAGGAUGAAAGUGGGUUUUUGAGAGGCAAAGGAUUUAUAGAUAGAGAAGAGAAAGAGAAGGAUUAUGAUAGAGACCCUGAAUUUGCCGAGAUUCUUGGGAGUUGUCUUGAUGACCCUGAUAAAGCUAAGUCCAAAAUGGAAGAGAGAUUGAGAAGGAAAAGGAACAAGAUAUUGCAUACUAAAACUGGUUCAACGACACCCGUGAAAGUGACGUUCAAUAAAUUUGAUUUCUCAAAUUCAUACAUAUGGUUUGAGUUCUAUAAUGCCCCUCUGGAGAAAGAUGUCUCUUUGUUAUGUGAUACAAUUCGAUCGUGGCACAUUGUUGGACGUCUCGGUGGAUGCAAUUCUAUGAAUAUGCAAUUGUCACAAUGCCCACUGGACCAAAGACCGACCUAUGAUGCUAUUCGGGGAGCAAAUGUUAACCCGACUUCAUUUUAUAACAUAGGGGACCUCGAGUUUCAAGAUAACUUAGCCAGAAUAUGGGUGGAUAUCGGCACUAGUGAACCAUUGCUCUUGGAUAUUUUGAUCAAUGCAUUGACACAGAUAAGCUCCGACUGUAUUGGAAUCAAACAAGUGGUGUUUGGUGGAUCUGAAUUCGAGAGCUGGAGGGAGAGCUUAAAAUCAGAAGAUGCGGGUUACAGCAUUCACAAGAUUUAGGAUCUUAGUGGUUUUUUGUUUGCAAUGUAACCGUAAACACCGUGUUUUAAUAGAAGUAACAAGGUUGUUUCCAUGGUCGGAAAUAUUAUUCUGCUAGUUAUAGAAAAGUAUGUAACAUAAUCAUUGGAGUGCGUUGUGUCUAUAUGAUGCACCAAAAUAACGAAAGAUUAGGCAUUUCAAAGAUCUGUUAAUUUUGCAAAUACCUGAUGUUUGGGCUGUCAAUUCUUAAUAAAGAUUAUUGAAAAUUAUUCGA